This is a messenger RNA of Parastagonospora nodorum SN15, 1056 nucleotides long. RefSeq lists its product as hypothetical. The record is from RefSeq and is a predicted model, not a curated record. Lineage: Eukaryota; Fungi; Ascomycota; Dothideomycetes; Pleosporales; Phaeosphaeriaceae. The transcript is spliced from 4 exons. The coding region runs from base 1 to 1056 and encodes 351 amino acids.
AUGAAAAUCUUGACGGAUCACAUCCUGAGCACGGAGCGUUUGUGGAAGGAGUUGCUCCAGCUCAACGAUCAAUUUUUCUUCUCCGCCCCUUCUCCAGGAUCGUACUUUCGACCGAUCUUGGACAGUUGCCGGUACUUCAAGGGCUUGGAGGGCAAAUAUGAAUUUGAUUUGCAUUUCAUCCUGCAAGAAAAAGGCUGUAAGGCGGGCGACUGGUUUGGAAAUCGCAGUAUUUCAGCGGAGGUCAACCUGAAAGCCGGCAUUUACAAGGUCCUCGCUAAGAUUGAAGCCCCGCACAAUGCCGAUGCUCCUGAAGUGCAAGAUGUGGCAGUCAAGUUUGUGGAGACGAAUCCCCGGAAGCUGAGGGAGAUAUCAUAUGACAUUGCUAAGGAGGAAGCGAGAGCAGAAGCAAAGGGGGGAUACCAGAAGAAGAAAAAGCAAAUCGAGGAAGAAGCAAGAGAGAUGGAGGAAUCCGAGGCAUGGAAGAAGGAAGAGAAAGUUAGUACGAAACUUGGAAGAGAGAGAAGAUCGAACAAAGGAGCUAAAGGCGAGCAGGAUCAGGCACUAGCUCCUGGCCACACUGACAAGAUCGAACACGACGCGUCAUCUCCUACCACUGUGCAUGAAGAGCGGCCUGGGGUGAAGGCCAAAGUGACAGAAGACGAUGCAAUUGAAGCGCGUAGCAAGCCAGAGACCAAGACCAAUGUCGCCAGCGACGAUGAACAGGAAACCCAAGAUGCAACCGAGAACUUACUGCUACCGAAGGUAGAGGGUCAGACCGCGCCACCUUCAACGGUAGACAGUCCUGGCCCGUCUAGACCCAUGUACGGACAACCACACGGCGUGUAUGGCGAUGCGCCUCCACCACCACAGCAGCAGCAGUCUCCUCCUGCUCGUCUAGACAAUACUUCUGGGCCCUGGAACGCUGUAUGCGUCUUGGGUCUCAGAAUAUACAGCCAAGAUCCAGAGAUCAGCAUCCAGCUAAUCAAGCCAAAGGACGUAGAGGAAGGCGCCAUCCUAGACGUUGAUGGAGACACGCCGGCUGGAGCGACAAUGUGA